AUGAUCCUCAAGACCCUUCUCGUCCUGCUCCUGGCUGGGCUCAUUGCCGCCCAGGCGACCGUGACCGAGAUGUUCAUUGGGAUCAUGGAACCGCAAACCGAAGGCCUCAUUGCGUCCGUCAUGGGCGAAAACGCGGACGAAACCACCUACCUCGUUACCUGCGUGACCCCCCAGCAAACGACCCCGGUGACAUCAGGAUGCAGUCUGGCCGCAGACGUGACCGUCAUAGCCAAGCCAUCCACGACCCAAGUCUUCAGCACCGUCACGAGGGACGACUUCAUCGGCUACGAAUCCAUCAUCUGCGCCUUCGACAACUCGCCCCUGGUCACCUGCACCCAAACCACCCACAUGCAGGGGUCCCCGAUGCACGCCUACCACGAAACGUGGAGUGCGAUCGACCAAGCCGCCGGCUACGCCCUCGUCACUCAGAACCUCACGCGCUUCCCGGUGACCAUCACCGCUGGCGCUGGCGCCGUGACUUCGACGGCUACGGCGACCACCGACGAGGUCUUCACGCUGUUAAGCUCGUCGGUCCCCACGGCCACCGUGACGGUUCCCCAUGUGGUGGGUCCUUCGGGCUCGAGUGCCAAGAAUCAUACUUCGGGGAGUGGGAUGACUACUGGGAAUGCUGGUGGUACGGUUACUGGCUCGGCGAACGGGACGGGGCACGCCACGUCGACGAACGCGGUGACCUCGUCGAAGAGCCAGGGUACCGGGCCCUUGGUUACUGGGGAGGCGAUGGUGGUGGCGGGCGUUGCGGCUGUGGCGCUUGCGGCUGCUGUUGUUCUGUGA
Molecule: messenger RNA, 792 nt
Organism: Aspergillus aculeatus ATCC 16872
Lineage: Eukaryota; Fungi; Ascomycota; Eurotiomycetes; Eurotiales; Aspergillaceae
Exons: 3
Coding region: 1-792 (263 amino acids)
Source: RefSeq, a predicted model, not a curated record